AUGUACGGCUUCAACGUGACAGACCACACUUUCCCGUACGACAACCGGCCUGUCGCACCUCUUACCAACUACACCUUCGACCAGUGGUGGUUUCACGGUCACCUCGACUACCCUCCGAAUGACGGCGAUAUCUUCGAGCUGCCUGCGGGACAACCAGCGACCACAGAGAUCGCCUGUAACAAGGGUGCCACGACCUUCUUCGCAAGCUCUGAAGGCGGAGACAUUCGCAAUCCCAACAAGCCGAACGACCCUUGCCCAGGUUCAGACCCGUCUGAGUACCACACAACGGGUCCGAGCGACUUGAAGGGAUGCGCCCUGGCGAUCGCGUAUAAGAACGACGCGAGGCAGGUGCAGCCGGAGGAUUUCGUAGUGUUCUCGAUCAACCAGACCUGUGUCUUCAACCGAUUCACCGACUUCCAAGUACCAGAACGCAUGCCUGCAUGCCCCGAGGGUGGUUGCACUUGCGCGUUCUUCUGGAUUCAUAGCCAGGAUUCUGGAGGAGAGCAAAACUACAUGAACGGCUUCAAGUGUAAUGUCACGAACGCGACGUCCAACGUAGCCCUCGCCACUCCACAAAUUCCUCGUCGUUGCGGUGCGGACCCGGAAAACAACGUGCCCAACCCAACCCCCGGUAACUGCACCUACGGUGCAAAGCAACCAUUCUACUGGUUCCAAGCCGAGCGCAACAACAUGUUCGAAGGCACAUACUCCCCGCCUUUCUAUCUCGACCUGUACAACUUCAAGGACGGCGCGCAGAACGACAUCUUCGUCGAUUCCUAUCCGAAUGGUAUCCCGACUCCGAGCGCGAACCAAACCCUCGUACCCACACCGUUCUUGGGAGGCGCGAUUGCGGAGCCCACCUCCUCAGGCAGCUCCACGUUAGUAUCAAGCUCUUCAAUCUCUGCAGCAUCAUCGGUGGGGGCUGUCGGUUCUACCUCCGCAUCAGGAGGACCAUCCAUAUCCGCAUCUCUAGCUGGCUCGUCGUUCGCGGCGUCGAGCACGGCGUCUUCUUCCUCCGCUAUGUCAGCGACCGUGACGUCUACUGCGACCACGACUGAGACGUCGACCCUCGUACAGACUGUCUUCGUCACCCUCCCCGUUUCACCUUUACCCCCGUCGAUAGCUGCGUCCCCUUCUCUUUUUUCUCCUUCUCCUUCUGCCAGUAAUUUCCAGUCGCUAACGACUAUUCUUCUCACCGCCGCUUCCUCCUCCACUUUGACUUCCUCAUCUUCUCCUUUGGCCACAUCCAUCACUACCGCUUCUUCUGCAUCCGUCGCGAACGCUACGGCCGAAAAUGCCGAUGCGCUCAUCCCCGCUGCCUUGCGCGCCAACUUCGACGUCCUCCCCGCGAACGCCACUGACAUCGCGUUCAGCGCCUCAACCGAUAGUGCCACCGCAACCGCAACCUCCGCGCCCUCCGCAACCGCUGCCACCGAUGGGAUGUGUCACGUAUCGUUCAAGACGCAGCGCCGUCGCAGCCUCUUCGACGUGCAAAGCCGUGCGAGAAGCUUAGGAUCCUGGCACGUCUCUCGAGGUGACGCCGGACGGAAACUGAAGACUCGAUCCAGCCUGUGGCGAAUAUUCUAG
Molecule: messenger RNA, 1587 nt
Organism: Punctularia strigosozonata HHB-11173 SS5
Lineage: Eukaryota; Fungi; Basidiomycota; Agaricomycetes; Corticiales; Punctulariaceae
Exons: 6
Coding region: 1-1587 (528 amino acids)
Source: RefSeq, a predicted model, not a curated record